UUUUGCAGAGUCUUCGCUUUGUAACGUUUUGGAUUUUAUUUUAGUAAGGAAGUUUUAUUAAAAUGUAUUCGAUACCUAAAAAUUCUUUAUUAAAUGUAAAUGAAGAUACACUUGUAAGCAUUCGUAAGGAAUACGAUUUAGACAAACCAGGAAGAAUGGACGAAGCUAUAGAUGUAAUAGUCGAAUGGCUGCAAAAACAGGACCAUUUUGUUAAAAAAGAAUUCCCCAGGGACUAUUUGGAAAGAAAGAUAAUUUUCUCUAAAGGAUCUGUUGAACGUGCUAAAGUAAAGUUGGACAGAAAUUGCACAUUGAAGACUUUAUUGCCAACAUUCUAUACAAGAAUUAACUUUAAACAUGAUUACAAAGAAUCAAAUACUAUUAUAGAUGCAAUAUUACCAAAACUAACAGACGACAACUAUAGAUGUUAUGCACUUAAGAGCAUUGGCAAACGUUUUGAUAAUGGUUUCACAAACUACUUUCGCUUUUCUCUCUCCAUGAUCGAGUAUAUAGCAGCAUACGAUUACUGUAAAGGUUUAAUAGCAAUUUUAGAUUACAGGGAUACAAAUUUAAUGGAAAUGAUAAAGAAAAUCGACAUCACCGAACUACGGCAAUUUAUUACUUUAUUAACAGAAGGCUACGGUAUGAAAAUAAAGGGUAUGCAUAUUAUCCAUACUUCUAAAGCGAUAGAUACAUUGGUGACGAUAGUAAAGCAAUGUGUCAGCGCAAAGAUAGGACAACGUAUACAAGUGCACAAAGACAUGGAAUCUUUGCACAAAUUCGUACAAAAAGAUAUUUUACCAAAAGAAUUUGACGGGAACGAGAAAUCACUGUUUGAACUACACGAUGAUUGGUUAAAUGUUCUAAGCUCAGAAGAGUUUCAGGAAUACUUUGAAAACAUUAGAGAAGCCACCACAAAUGAAAUGUACAGACAAACAGACAAAUUCAACAACGAUUACAUGGGCAUGGCAGGAACAUUCAGAACUUUUAUUGUUGAUUAAAAUUGCUUUUAAAUAACCGCUGAGAGGUUUUG
Messenger RNA from Papilio xuthus (Asian swallowtail), 1030 nucleotides. RefSeq lists its product as uncharacterized. The transcript has 6 exons. Gene Ontology annotation, cellular component: membrane. Gene Ontology annotation, molecular function: phosphatidylinositol bisphosphate binding. The record is from RefSeq and is a predicted model, not a curated record. Bases 63 to 998 code for a protein of 311 amino acids. NCBI's taxonomy places the organism in Eukaryota, Metazoa, Arthropoda, Insecta, Lepidoptera, Papilionidae.